Molecule: messenger RNA, 4540 nt
Organism: Pocillopora verrucosa
Lineage: Eukaryota; Metazoa; Cnidaria; Anthozoa; Scleractinia; Pocilloporidae
Biological process (GO): cell surface receptor signaling pathway; adenylate cyclase-activating G protein-coupled receptor signaling pathway; negative regulation of angiogenesis
Cellular component (GO): plasma membrane
Molecular function (GO): G protein-coupled receptor activity; protein binding
Source: RefSeq, a predicted model, not a curated record
GUUGGACAAUCCAAUAGAUUGUGAAGACGCAAUUCUAAAGCAACUGGCAGCUUCUAUUACUCUUAAGUCCAACUGCGGCCAAAUAUCGAAUGUUGCAGUGGAAAGUGACCUGCAUUUUCCUCACUCGGAGGAAUCAAAAAUAGGAAGUCGCACGAAAAGAGCUGUGGCAAGUUGCCAAGCGGGAUCAGCAAAUUGUGUGAAUUACACGUGUGGAGGCAUCGAUCACUGGUUGCCGUAUCAGACUUACUGGGGAUGCUGUAAGGGUGUUAUUCAUGAUCAGCGCGAGACCUACUGCUCAGAAAUACAAGGCGUUAUGCAAUGCGGCACGGUAGCUCCAGCAUUUAGAUGCAGGAAUGAACACUGUAUACCAAAUCCAUGGUUAUGUAACAGAGUGAACGACUGCCAAGAUGGAAGUGAUGAACUUGGAUGUGAUGAGUGUAAUAAAACUGAUAAUUUUCGAUGCUGGAAUGGGAGAUGUAUUCCUCAAUCAGCUGUUUGUGACGCGUAUAACGACUGUGGAGACGGAAGCGACGAAACGUUUUGCCGAACUUUGCGCGGUGGCUGGUGCACCACAAAACAGUACAGAUGCCCCACCGAUAGUUGUGUUCCACUGCAAAAUGUGUGCGAUGGCAAAGCAGACUGCACUGACAACUCUGACGAAAUUGGGUGCAUAGUUCCUUGUAACAAUGGAUGGAAACAAUAUCAGUCAUCUUGUUAUAAGUACUCAAACCGUCAAAGUAGAUGGACGGAUGCUGAAGAUCUUUGUCAGAAGGACGGAGCGCAUCUCGCGAAAAUUACCAGCAGGAAAGAACAAGAUUUUGUCUUUAGCCUUGGUGUUCAUCAACCUUUUCAAAUCUGGAUCGGUUUGCGGGCGCAAGGACCCUCAGGAAAAUUCACUUGGGCAGACGGAUCGCCACUUGGCAAUUUUACUUUCUGGUCAGCGGGUGAGCCCUCUCCAGAUCCUGACGUUUGUGCGGAAAUGAUUCGUAAUGAUAGUCAAGGGCGGUGGCAAACUGGCCAGUGUACAACGAGACACAGUUCAUAUGUGUGUGAGAAAGAGAGAGCAUGUAACAUCACGGGAGCGAGUGGUGAUUGCAAGACUGAUUUUGAAACACCGCCGCUCAUGAAGUCUUUCCCACGCGAAGAGAUCAUCUCAGCACAGUAUGAAACUAGCGUGACGGUGCAAUGCAAAGCAUCUGGUUUUCCGAGACCCACAGUCACGUUUCUUAUUAACGGUGUAAAUUCGUACGCUGUGAACAAGGGUCACACAAUCAUGGAACCUUACAAAACAACUGUCACGUAUGUUGUGACAAUGCCGUCUGACGUGGAAUGUCAUAUCUCCAACAGAAUGGGUAACACCUUUUGGAGAAUAAGAGUGAAUUUAAAAGAUGACGACCCGUCAUUUCUCAAAGCUGUCUUAAGAUUAACGGAUGAGACUUUCACGUCUGACCUCAAGGAUCCUUUGUCUGAAAAAUUCAAGACACUGUCAGCCUGGCUGGAGAAUAUUCUUAUGUCUUUAUACACAGAAGUACAUGGUUUCAGAGAUGUAGAAGUUGUAAGAUUCAGAAACGGAAGUGUCGUAGCAGAUGUGCUCCUAACUGCCGCGAAAGGAGGUUCGUCAGUUGUUCAAAACAAACUCCUUGAAGUUAUGGGCUCAAAUAAAUUACAAAAUGUUACAGUUGACUCGUUUGACGUCGUUAAAGCGUGUCCAAAAGAAUUUUUUAACGUAUCUUGGAGUGGAACUUUUGAGGGAGAGUUUGCCACGCAGAACUGUCCCAGAGGAGCAGCGGGUGUGGCCAAAAGGAAAUGCUUAAACGACGGUGUGUGGGGGUACCCUGACUACGGAGAGUGUAUCAGUCAAGAAUUCAAUCAACUACAAGAAAAGAUGAAUGGCUUGUUCAACUCGUCAAAUCCCUCCAACGAAAAUAUCACAGCUAUUAUCACAGAACUGUCUUCCCUAACUCAACCAAAGAAAUACGAUUCCUUGAUGGCUGGAAAUAUCAAGACAUCGACGCAGAUUUUGCAGAAUGUGGUCUUUUACAACAAAAAGUUUGCUAACAGUCGUGAGACAGUGUCAACAAACAUUGAAGGAUUUCUUCAAACCGUUAGUAAUCUUCUUCACACGAACAAUCUCAGAGAUUUCCAGCAGCUUCAAGAGACCGAUAACACCACAACUGAUUUGACCAGAAUAAUCGAGGAUUACGGACUUCAGGCAGCUUCUGGACAAAAAAAUGACAGAUUGAGCGUGGUGAAAGAUAACAUAGCAAUGGAAACAAGACUUGUACCUGAAAAUGUGCAAGAACCUUUGAUGUUUCCAAAUCAUUCAGAUUAUAAGGAUGGCAUCCUCUCUUCGCCAGCUUGGACUGAAGGUGGAAGGCAGUUCAUCAAGUUACCAGAAGAAAUAUUCAAUCGACAAAAUCAUCCUUCAACAAACGGAACCAAAGUAGCCAGUUUUUUAUUCAGAACAUUGACUCCGUUUCUGUCACAGGAGAGUGCAUAUGAACAAUUUGACCAGCGGUCUGGCGUGGUAUCACGUAUAAUUUCCAGCUCAGUGCAGCCACCUGUUGUGAAACUCCAAAACCCAGUUGUGAUAAAUUUCGUUGGUAUUCAGGAGAACCAAAGCACUGCGAUUUGCGUUUAUUGGGAUUAUAACAUAAAUUCCAGAGGUGGAGGCUGGUCGAAAGAUGGUUGUGAGUUGGCGUCUCAUAGAAAUGACACAGUUACCUGUGAAUGUAACCACUUGACAAAUUUUGCAGUUUUGAUGGAUCCGUCUGGGAUAUCCUCUAAACAGUCGGUACACCAGAAAACUUUAGGAUAUAUUACUGUGGUUGGUUGUUCUCUUUCGCUGUUGGGAAUUAUUGUUACACUUAUUCUUCACGGUGUUUUAUGGAGAAUAUUAAAGUCUCACAAGACAGUGAUCCAUGUCAAUCUGUGUAUCGCACUUUUGGCUGCGAAUGUUCUUCUUCUAAUUGGAGCAGUAUCCACAGAAUACGAGGUUACUUGCAAAGUAAUCUCCGUCCUGCUUCAUUUUUUCUAUCUGAGCGCUAUAUUUUGGAUGUUGGUCGAGGGAUUACAGAUAUACUCUUCAAUUGUUAAAGUAUUUGGUGGAGAAAGCAAACAAAGAUAUUUCUACUUUCUUGGCUGGGGUUUUCCGUUGUUGUAUGUAGCUAUAUGUCUAGCAAUCACUAGAACAGAAGGAUAUGGAGUAGAUGAAACAUGCUGGUUAUCCAUCACUUCUGGUUUAAUUUGGACGUUUAUCGCUCCUGCUCUUGCUGUUGUGUCGGUAAACUGCAUCAUAUUUGUAUUGGUUCUACGGGCCAUGAUGACAAGUCACAAAAUGAUUGGGGCUCAAGACAAGGAGAAGAUCAAACUUGGCAUAAAAUGUUCCGUCGUCCUUCUUCCUCUUCUCGGCAUCACAUGGGUGUUUGGUGUCCUUGCGUUCGAUCAAGCUACAGUGGUCUUCCUAUAUCUGUUUGCAAUCUUCAACUCGCUUCAGGGGUUCUUCAUAUUUAUUUUCCAUUGUUUAUUCGAUCAACAGGUGAGGUCAGCGAUGAUGAUAUGGAAAGGAAAACGUCAACGAGCGGCCCACGCUUCAGGUGUUGAUGCGACGCAAAAGAGCAAACCAGUCAGCUGUAGUCUUACGACGGAGAGGUUACCAAGCCAUGGCGUUAGAAUGACUGAUUUGAGAAUCAAGAAAAACAAUCAAAAUUACAGACGUAGUGGAGAAAUGAAUGGAAAUUUCACAUAAUCCAAGUGGAUGGAAAAGGAACGAAAAAAACUAAAUUUAAUAUAAAAGCAACGAAGACAUGCAUAUGUGAAGAGGGCAAGAUGGUGGACAUUGAAUCAGAACAAUAGACCCUGUAAAUAUUGAAAAUUAAUUAUAUUGACUAUUCAUGGAGCGUAAAGGAUAUUGAAUGAGACUUCAGUCCACAGAUUAUACGACUUGAAGGUUGCUUUCAAUCACAAAACAAUGGAACUGACUUUUCCGGAGAGAAAGAAAGUCCUACGUUUUUUUAAGCGCUAGCAUUUAUUUAUAGCAUUAUGCUAGCUUCCAGAAUUCUUGCAUUUUCACGGAAGUUGUGUUUAAGAUUUCGCGUUUAAAUAUAGGACAAGUUGAGAGUGUUUUGAUCGAAGCAGACCGUGAUAAAUCUGAAUUACAAGUUAAUUUUAAGACUAUAAUAUAAAAGGCUGAGACAUUUGUAAACACCACGUUUGAUCUAUUUUCCAUAGUUUUUUUUCGUAUAAAUCUUACAUUUAACUUCUUUCUCAGCUAAUACUGAAAGCAGCAUUUCUAUUCCUUUAGAUGCACUCCGUCUUAUUGCGGCUGACUCAUUUCUGCGUUCAAAAUAUUUAAAUAAGACCUCGUUAAUGUCAGUGAUUUGCUUUCUUUCGAAAUUUGUUCUUUUAGUUUUUGUCGUUGUUGUUAUAGAAUAGAGACAACGUUUACCUACGAAACUUGAGGUUUUAAUAACCUAAUUUAAACUACGUGUUGAGCAUAGAAGUGAGCAAUACGAGUAAGCAAUAUGAAUUAAUAAAAGCA